Messenger RNA from Lichtheimia ornata, 357 nucleotides. RefSeq lists its product as uncharacterized. The record is from RefSeq and is a predicted model, not a curated record. Lineage: Eukaryota; Fungi; Mucoromycota; Mucoromycetes; Mucorales; Lichtheimiaceae. The transcript has a single exon. The coding region runs from base 1 to 357 and encodes 118 amino acids.
AUGGAUCUUUUUCCCUCACCACCAUCUUCACCCGUGCAACAGCCACAGCAUGAUGAUCCUAACGACGGCAAGGUCAUUUGCGGAUCCUGCGACAAGGUGCUUUCGUCCGACUGGUUUUGUGCCGACUGCCACCAACGUUGUGCAACAUGUAAUCGAUUUCUAAGUGCUGGUGAACACUGCACUCGUUGCUGGUGCUUUGACAGCAUUAAAAACAUGUACAUCCGCAAACCACGACACAUCCAUGCUGCUAUUGCACAACCACCGCCAUCUCCUCCCAACCAUUACCAUCCUCACGCGUUAUCAUCAUAUCGACACUACGACCACCACCAUUAUCAUGCAACGCAUCCCUUUUAUUGA